AUGGAAUAUCAAAGACUUGAUGACCGCCGGGGGGUAAUCCUUGACACUGAAUGGAUCCGAACAGACACACUGCUUCAUUGGCUGAAAUACUGCGACAAACAUCACCGCGGACAUUGCACUGGUCGUCCUGAAUGGUUAACUAUAAGCAAUCCUUUGAGAAUACUGCUUAUAGACGUACAACAAGAAUGCCUUGUCGAAGGAUCGAUAGAUGUGGACUACUUCGCCCUCUCCUAUGUUUGGGGCUAUCUAGGGCACACUCUCGAAACAAGAAAGGGCAACCUCGAGAUUUUAAAGAAAGCAGGCUCCUUGAAAACAGAAAUGGAAGACACCAUGAUACCGGAGACUAUCAAAGACUCAAUACGCCUUGUUCGGAAACUUGGAUGCCAAUUUCUUUGGGUUGACCGCUUGUGCAUUGUGCAAGACGACGAAGAAAACAAAAAAAAGCACAUUGAUGCUAUGGGAUCCAUAUACAGUCAGGCAUACUGCACGAUAGUGGAUGCUGGUGGCUCAAAUGCGGGAUUUGGGCUCCCAGGUGUGGGGAAUGGCUCAAAGCCUCGAAAUUAUCCUAAACAACAUGUCUUGGAUUUCCCUGGUUGUCCAAUGCUUUUGGUUCAUUCCGAAGUAAAUCCAUCCCAUGAUUCGGUAUGGAGUACACGGGGAUGGACAUUUCAAGAGGAAAAGCUAUCUAAAAGACAAUUGGUUUUCGGGAAGAACACAGUCUCCUAUGAUUGUUCACAGGAUCACCGUGAUGAAUACGUCACGGAGCCUGUGAAUUCAAAGGUGGUAUUGAAAACGAAAAUCUCUAUGAUACCAGAUCUAAAAGAAUGGACAAAUUCGGUUGCAAACUACAACAGACGAAAUCUCACUUUCGACGACGAUACACGAAAUGCAUUUGCUGGGUUUGAAGAAGUUCUGCGACCUUACUAUCCAGGGGGUUUCUGCUAUGGGCUGCCGGUGUGCUAUUUUGACAUCGGUCUGUUAUGGAGACCUGGCACACGCUUUCGAAGACGGCAUAGUAGUGUUGGAAAGGAAUCAAACUACCUUCCUUCAUGGUCAUGGAUGGGUUGGCAAGGA
Messenger RNA from Aplosporella prunicola CBS 121167, 1074 nucleotides. RefSeq lists its product as uncharacterized. The annotation marks the transcript as partial. NCBI's taxonomy places the organism in Eukaryota, Fungi, Ascomycota, Dothideomycetes, Botryosphaeriales, Aplosporellaceae. The record is from RefSeq and is a predicted model, not a curated record. The transcript has a single exon.